Molecule: messenger RNA, 820 nt
Organism: Arabidopsis lyrata subsp. lyrata
Lineage: Eukaryota; Viridiplantae; Streptophyta; Magnoliopsida; Brassicales; Brassicaceae
Product: protein AE7
Exons: 6
Coding region: 146-619 (157 amino acids)
Biological process (GO): iron-sulfur cluster assembly
Source: RefSeq, a predicted model, not a curated record
CUAGCUUUUUGACCUACCUCCGAUUUUCUUUUCGUUUCUUACAAAUUUUGCAAAAUUGAAAAUCUUUGCCUCUCUCUUGUUCCCUAAUCGAAUCAAAGCUGAAAACUUUGCUGAUUAAUUGAUUUUGGAUUCCGGGGAGAAGAAAAUGGUAACUGGGUUGAUUAAUGAGAACCCAAUCAUUUACCCGAAGAAAGAGAGGCGUCUUCGUACUGAUUCAAGCACUACCGAUGAGUUUACACCAGAACCAAUUGAUCAACUUGAGAUUUUUGAUCAUAUAAGAGAUAUCAAGGAUCCAGAGCAUCCUAAUACUCUGGAAGAUCUCAGAGUUGUUACAGAAGACUCAGUUGAAGUGGAUGAUGAGAACAGUUAUGUUAGGGUUACGUUCACUCCAACUGUGGAACAUUGUAGUAUGGCAACCGUUAUCGGUCUUUGUGUCCGCGUGAAACUUCUGCGAAGCCUUCCUUCUCGAUACAAGAUUGAUAUACGGGUGGCGCCUGGUUCUCAUGCAACAGAGGAUGCAUUGAAUAAACAACUAAACGAUAAAGAACGUGUGGCGGCUGCACUAGAGAAUCCGAACCUCGUGGAGAUGGUCGAUGAAUGCCUGCCAUCAGAAGAGUGAAUUGCUUUUAUUUUCUUGUGAGCAAGUAAUUUACACAAGCCUGGUGGUCUCAGUUUACACUAUCAAUACAUGUCUCUGUUUUAUUUGCAAAGAUUUUGAUCCAUCACAUCGACUAGGACUGCAUUGUAAUUCUUACUCUGAUUUCAAGUUUGUUCUCAAUCAUUUCAAUAAAGUCUCGAUAACAAUUUCUUUUUACUAAAA